AUGAGUAAAAUAAAGCUGAGGCUCGCUUAAUCCCCAUCAGAUUCGCAAUCUAAUCAAGAUAAGAAGAAUCAAUAAAAUUAAUCAUCUGAAAUCGAGUAGAUGAUGUCAUCACCAGAGGUUAAAAAAUUUGAAGCUUUCUUGUUUGAAUCCAUUACAACCAAAUAGAGACUGUCCAUGAAAUUUUCUUAAUUCACUCCUGUCCCCUCAAAAGUAAGCCGUAAGUAUGAGGAUGAAUUCAGUUGGAAUCAUAAUUCUGAUCAUUCAAAACAGUGA
Molecule: messenger RNA, 273 nt
Organism: Paramecium octaurelia
Lineage: Eukaryota; Ciliophora; Oligohymenophorea; Peniculida; Parameciidae
Source: the annotation of a GenBank genome assembly